AUGAAGGGGUUUGGAGGUCGCAGGCCGCGGUACUGCCUCACGCUGGUCUCUGGGAUGGUGGAGUGCCUGUGCUUCGCUGGAGUGCUCUUCGGGUGGGCCUCUCUGGUGUUUGUGCUCAAAGAAGAUGGAUACUUUGGUCAAUAUUGUGAAGAGAGUUCCAACAGCACUGCUUCAGCUCCAGAGUGCAGCCGCCAGGAUGAGCAGUUCUCUCUGGUGUUUACAAUAGGAUCCUUCCUCAACAACUUCAUGACCUUCCCAAAUGGAUACAUCUUUGACCGCUUCGGCACCACCGUCACCAGACUGCUGGGAAUAUUCUUGUACACAACGGGGACCUUACUUGUGGCCUUUUCGAGUGCUGCCUUUUCAGAGAUGCUUUUCCCCGCCAUGUGCUGCAUCAGCGUGGGAGGGAUUCUGCUGCUUAUAACAAACAUGCAGGUGGGAAACCUGUUUGCUGGCCAUCGCUCCACUGUCAUCACUCUUUACAACGGUGCCUUCGAUUCCUCGUCUGCAGUAUUUCUUAUUUUCAAGGUUUUAAAUGAACAAGGAAUCUCCUUACGCACUUCAUUUCUUGCUUUGUCCAUGUGCAGCGUCAUUCACAUCACAAGGACUUUUUUAUUGAUGCCGAGAUCGCGUAUCCCUUACCCUUUACCAGAGAAGUUCACCUACGGACAUGUAAAUUGCGGAAAGGAAAAUUCUUACAACGUUGAAAAAUUCGAGAGGAUUAAAGACGAGGCCAACCAAUCUAAAAAGGAAAAUGAAACGGACAGCGCACUCCCACAAGAAGGUUUGGCUCAGAGUUUCAAAAGCUGUGUUUUGUCCUGGCUUUUCUUCUGGCACCUCAUGUGGUUAUCCAUAAUGCAGCUCCGGCACUACCUCUUCAUCGGAACUCUGAACCCCACGAUAAGUCGACUGGCCAACGAUGACCCAGACUUAGUGAGUAAAUACACCAACGCUUUUGCAAUGACGCAGCUGUGUGGGGUCCUCUGUGCUCCCUGGAACGGAGUGAUCAUGGACAGACACAAGGGGACGCCACUCGCCCCGGGGGAGACGGAGCGGGAGGUGGACCUGCGCUCCUCUGUGAUGUCCUUGUUUGUUACGGCUCUUCAGUGCGUGUGCUUCUCGGUGUGCGCCUCUGUGCCUGUGCUCCCGCUGCAGUAUCUGACCUUCGCUCUGCAGGUCAUCAACCGCUCCUUCCUCUACGGCGGCAACGCAGCCUUCAUCAGCAUGGCAUUCCCUUCCUGCCACUUUGGGAAGCUGUAUGGACUGAUCAUGUCACUGUCGGGGGUUCUGUCCUUACUGCAGUAUCCAUGCUUUGCUUUAGUCAAAGGGGUUCUGGGCGGAGAUCCACUUUAUAUCAACAUUACUCUGACCGGCCUCACUCUACUGACUUUCAUUCACCCCAUUUACGUCUACAUCCAGUGCAAGAAGUCAGCAGAGAAGAAAGCUGAGCAGGCAGUUUGUCAAGGCACAAUACUUGCAGAAGCAAGCUUUUAG
Molecule: messenger RNA, 1494 nt
Organism: Knipowitschia caucasica
Lineage: Eukaryota; Metazoa; Chordata; Actinopteri; Gobiiformes; Gobiidae
Source: the annotation of a GenBank genome assembly